This is a messenger RNA of Megalops cyprinoides (Indo-Pacific tarpon), 3440 nucleotides long. It is a transcript of the gene eftud2, whose product is annotated as elongation factor Tu GTP binding domain containing 2. Gene Ontology annotation, cellular component: U2-type catalytic step 2 spliceosome; cytosol; U4/U6 x U5 tri-snRNP complex. The record is from RefSeq and is a predicted model, not a curated record. Gene Ontology annotation, molecular function: GTPase activity; GTP binding; U5 snRNA binding. The transcript has 28 exons. Bases 127 to 3039 code for a protein of 970 amino acids. NCBI's taxonomy places the organism in Eukaryota, Metazoa, Chordata, Actinopteri, Elopiformes, Megalopidae. Gene Ontology annotation, biological process: mRNA splicing, via spliceosome.
UGCAUGGUGAAGGAACAGAGAGGAAAGCGCACCGAAAACCAAAUAUCGCAGAAAUUAUCUAUACGGAACUAAAUAUAGUAACUAGUCAAGCGAACCGAUAGUUUCGCAAACACAGACCUUGCCAACAUGGAAACGGAUUUGUACGACGAGUUUGGAAACUACAUUGGGCCCGAGCUCGACUCGGAUGAGGAUGAUGAUUUGGGGGCUGACGAUCGCGAUGCAGAUGAGGCAGAUGAGGAUGAUGAUGAUGAGCCAGCCGAUGCAGAUGAAGAUGUCCCGGGGAUGGAGGUGGUGCUGCACGAGGACAAGAAGUACUACCCCACUGCAGAGGAGGUUUAUGGGCCGGAGGUGGAGACUAUUGUUCAGGAAGAGGACACGCAGCCCCUCACAGAGCCCAUUAUUAAGCCAGUGAAGACGAGACAGUUCACCCUGAUGGAACAGGAGCUGCCGGCUACUGUCUACGACAUGGAGUUCUUGGCGGACCUGAUGGACAGUCCAGAGCUGAUCAGAAACAUUACGCUGUGCGGCCACCUGCACCAUGGGAAGACUUGUUUCGUGGACUGCCUGAUUGAGCAGACUCACCCAGAGAUCCGCAAGCGAGAUGACACAGAUCUCCGCUACACAGACAUUCUCUUCACGGAGCAGGAGAGAGGUGUGGGGAUCAAAAGCACCCCCGUCACAAUGGUCCUCCCUGACUCGAGGGGCAAGUCCUACCUCUUCAACAUCAUGGACACUCCAGGUCACGUGAACUUCUCAGAUGAGGUCACGGCCGGGAUCAGGAUCUCUGACGGAAUCGUGCUCUUCAUCGACGCAGCAGAGGGAGUAAUGCUGAACACCGAGCGCCUGAUCAAGCAUGCGGUGCAGGAGCGGCUGGCCAUCACCAUCUGCAUCAACAAGGUGGACCGCCUCAUCGUGGAGCUCAAGCUGCCGCCCACCGACGCCUAUUACAAACUGCGGCACAUUGUGGAUGAAGUGAACGGCAUGCUCAGCACAUACUCCACAGAUGAGAACCUGGUGGUGUCCCCCCUGCUGGGGAACGUGUGCUUCGCCAGCUCGCAGUACAGCAUCUGCUUCACCCUGGGCUCCUUCGCUAAGAUCUACGCUGACACCCACGGGGACAUCAACUACAUGGAGUUCGCCAAGCGACUGUGGGGAGACAUUUACUUCAACCCAAAAACCCGCAAGUUCACUAAGAAAGCCCCAAACAGCAGCGCCCAGCGCAGCUUUGUUGAGUUUGUGCUGGAGCCCCUCUACAAGAUCCUGUCUCAGGUGGUGGGGGAUGUGGACACCUCUCUCCCACGGGUGCUGGACGAGCUGGGCAUCCACCUGACCAAGGAGGAGCUGAAGCUCAACAUCAGACCCCUGCUGCGCCUCGUCUGCAACCGCUUCUUCGGCGAGUUCACAGGCUUUGUGGACAUGUGUGUGCAGCACAUCCCCUCACCACAAGGGGGCGCCAGGAAUAAGAUUGAACACAGCUACACAGGAGGGCUGGACUCGGAUUUAGGAGAGGCCAUGGCAGAGUGUGACCCUGAUGGGCCGCUGAUGUGCCACACCACAAAGAUGUACAGCACAGAGGACGGGGUGCAGUUCCACGCCUUCGGCCGUGUCCUGAGCGGGACCAUCCAGGCCGGGCAGCCCGUGAAGGUGCUGGGGGAGAACUACACCCUGGAGGAUGAAGAGGACUCGCAGGUGUGCACCGUGGGACGGCUCUGGAUCUCCGUUGCCAGAUACCAGAUUGAAGUGAACCGGGUCCCGGCAGGAAACUGGGUUCUGAUCGAGGGAUGUGACCAGCCCAUUGUGAAGACGGCCACCAUCACAGAGCCUCGUGGCAACGAGGAGGCUCAGAUCUUUAGGCCCCUCAAGUUCAACACUGCAUCAGUCAUCAAGAUCGCUGUGGAGCCGGUCAACCCCUCAGAGCUGCCUAAGAUGCUGGACGGUCUUAGGAAGGUCAACAAGAGCUACCCCUCCCUCACCACCAAGGUGGAGGAGUCUGGGGAACACGUCAUCCUGGGAACAGGCGAGCUGUACCUGGACUGCGUUAUGCACGACCUGCGUAAGAUGUACUCCGAAAUAGACAUCAAGGUGGCUGACCCCGUGGUGACCUUCUGUGAGACUGUGGUGGAAACAUCCUCCCUAAAGUGCUUCGCUGAGACGCCAAACAAAAAGAACAAGAUUACCAUGAUUGCCGAGCCGCUGGAGAAGGGCCUUGCAGAGGACAUUGAGAAUGAGGUGGUGCAGAUCACGUGGAACAGAAAGAAGCUGGGAGAGUUCUUCCAAACAAAGUAUGACUGGGAUCUGCUGGCUGCCCGUUCCAUCUGGGCCUUUGGACCGGACACCACCGGGCCCAACAUCCUGGUGGACGACACGCUGCCCUCUGAGGUGGACAAGGCCCUUCUGGGCUCAGUGAAGGACAGUAUUGUGCAGGGCUUCCAGUGGGGGACCAGGGAGGGACCGCUGUGUGACGAACCCAUCCGCAACGUCAAGUUCAAGAUUCUGGACGCGGUCAUCGCUCAGGAGCCCCUCCACCGAGGGGGCGGCCAGGUCAUCCCCACCGCCCGCAGGGUGGUGUACUCCGCCUUCCUCAUGGCCACGCCCCGUUUGAUGGAGCCCUAUUACUUUGUGGAGGUGCAGGCGCCAGCGGACUGCGUCUCAGCCGUGUACACUGUGCUGGCCCGCAGGAGAGGUCACGUGACACAGGACGCUCCCAUCCCGGGCUCACCGCUCUACACCAUCAAGGCCUUCAUCCCGGCCAUCGACUCGUUCGGCUUCGAGACGGACCUGCGCACCCACACCCAGGGCCAGGCCUUCUCCCUCUCCGUCUUCCACCACUGGCAGAUCGUACCCGGUGAUCCCCUGGACAAGAGCAUCGUGAUCCGACCCCUAGAGCCGCAGCCAGCCCCUCACCUGGCCCGAGAGUUCAUGAUCAAGACACGCCGGCGCAAGGGUCUGAGCGAGGACGUCAGCAUCAGCAAGUUCUUCGACGAUCCUAUGUUGCUGGAGCUGGCCAAGCAGGAUGUGGUGCUUAACUACCCCAUGUAACCCUGAAGGACAGCAAAGAGAGGCCAGAGGGCUACACCCUCUCCCCCCACCGUCCACUUCCUCUGUCUCCACCUGAACCGAAACGCCCCCUCCCUCUGGUAUCCGUUUUCUUUUGAGCUCAACAGGAUCCGUAUCUGAUCCAUACCCAGGGGAAGGGAAGCCAUGGGGAUUGGCAAUAGGAGCUGCUUGUAGGACCAUGAUUGAUUUGGAGAACUCCCAUGAGUGAGACAGACAACCCCACUUAAAUCCAUGCAGUCAUUGUGAAUCGAGUUUUGCAGGGCAGAUAGCUGUCUAUUUAAUGACUUAUUUUUUACAUGUAUAAAAUGUUUGUAGAAAAAUACAUUGGGAAGCAGGUUUGACUCGACAUGUUGGUUAAAUUAAAUUUAAAUUUAACAUCAUCA